GCCUUAGGUUGGGAAAAUCAUUUCUAUCUAAUGUUAAGUGCUAUGAAAAGAGCAAAGUUUGUUUUGGAGUCAUCAAGUCAAAAGGAGCCUCCUUUACCGAUGAAGAGCACAAAAAGAUCAGACCUUUGGUCAAGAUGUGUGGUAUAACAUCAGCUAAAGAUGCUGCUAUGGCAUUAGAAGCAGGGGCUGAUUUCAUUGGAAUGAUUGUUUGGCCCAACUCAAAGCGUUCUGUUUCUGUUUCGGUAGCAAAGGAGAUUUCAAAAGUUGCAAGGGAAUAUGGGGCAAUGCCUGUUGGCGUAUUUGUGGAUGAUGAUUUAGAUACAAUACUGAGAGUUUCUGAUGCAGCCGAUCUUGAACUUGUUCAGCUCCAUGGAGACAACUCUAGAGCAGCCUUUCCGGCUUUAGUCCAAGAUCACCGAAUUAUAUAUGUUCUUCACGCAAACGAAGAAGGAGAGCUCCUAAAUCAAAUU
Morus notabilis is the source of this 470-nucleotide messenger RNA. Its product is annotated as N-(5'-phosphoribosyl)anthranilate isomerase 3, chloroplastic-like. The transcript is spliced from 2 exons. Gene Ontology annotation, biological process: L-tryptophan biosynthetic process. Lineage: Eukaryota; Viridiplantae; Streptophyta; Magnoliopsida; Rosales; Moraceae. The record is from RefSeq and is a predicted model, not a curated record. Gene Ontology annotation, molecular function: phosphoribosylanthranilate isomerase activity. The annotation marks the transcript as partial.